AUGGAUGACUGUUGUGCUGUUUGCGCUGAGCCAUUGGAAUGGGUUGCGUACGGACCUUGUUUGCACCGUGAGGUUUGUUCUACCUGUGUCGCGAGACUCCGGUUCAUUUGCGAUGAUCGACGGUGCUGCAUCUGUAAGACCGAUUGCAAUAUCAUCUUUGUUACCAAGGCUCUAGGAGAUUAUACAAGGGUGAUUAAUGACUUUGCAUCCCUUCCGUCUGAGGUGAGGGAAGGAAAGGUUGGGUCGUACUGGUACCAUGAGGAUAUGAAUGCAUUUUUCGACGAUGUGGACCAUUACAAGAUGAUCAAGGCUAUGUGUAGGCUUUCAUGCAGUGAAUGUGACAAGGCGGAGGAGCAACAGAAUGAUGGGUCAAGGAGACAAGCAAAGUUUAGGAAUAUAGGACAGCUGAAGGGUCACUUGUUUCACCGUCAUAAGUUGCAUAUGUGCAGUUUGUGUUUGGAGGGAAGAAAGGUAUUUAUAUGUGAGCAAAAACUCUAUACUAGAGCCCAGUUGAAUCAACAUAUAAACACAGGUAAUUCCGAGGUGGAUGGAAGUGAGAGUGAGAGAGGUGGUUUUAUGGGGCAUCCUAUGUGUGAAUUUUGCAAAACCCCAUUUUAUGGGGACAAUGAACUGUACACACACAUGUCUACAGAACAUUAUACUUGUCAUAUAUGCCAAAGGCAGCAUCCAGGACAGUAUGAAUACUAUAAGAACUAUGAUGACCUGGAGAUCCACUUCCGACAACAGCAUUUCUUAUGUGAAGAUGAUGCUUGCCUUGCCAAGAAAUUUAUUGUUUUUCAAUCUGAAUCAGAGAUGAAGAGACAUAAUACUAUGGAACAUGGAGGACGCAUGUCACGGUCAAAGCGUAAUGCUGCUCUUCAGAUACCAACUAGUUUUCGAUACAAACACAAUAAUGAACAGGAUCAACGUCGUGGAAGAGGACGAAUGUUUCGCCGCGAUCAUUCUGAAAAUCAACUUUCCAUGGCUAUUGAAGCCAGUUUGGAGACUGCUAAUGCUGAGCAAACAUAUCGUGAGCCAACUUCAAGUAGUGGACAAAUUGCUUAUGAUGACGGGGAUGCAGAUAUUGAUUCCAUCAUUAAUCCGUUUGAAUCAUUAGCUACUGCAGGGUCUGAAUCAACUUCAAGAUACCGUCAGGCCUUAGGGCAUGGCUCUAAACCUCUGGUCGACUCCUCCUUUCCUCCCCUUCCCAUAACUUCCAGCAAUGGCCAGCAAAGGUCCAAACAUGAGUUUGAAGGUUCAUCAAGCAAUAAUACUAUGGCUGCACGAUUGCGUAGGAAUGGCAACAGAAAUAUAUCUGUUAUUAACUCUGGAAAUGCCUGGUCUGUAGCAGGUCGUGGACCUGUACAAACAUCAAGUAGUCAUUCACAUUCUAAAAAGUCAAAAAAUCACGCUCUUGGAGGGUCUCAUAACUCUAGCCAAACAAAGACAGUAGUUAGCAGUGGACCUCCACCAUCAAGUUAUGCUAAUCCUCUUGGAGGGUCUCAUAACUCUAGCCAGACAAAGACAGUAGUGAGCAGUGGACCUCCACCAUCAAGUUAUGCUAAUCCUCUUGGAGGGUCUCAUAACUCUAGCCAGAAGACAGUAGUUAGCAGUGGACCUUCGCCAUCAAGUUAUGCUAAUCCUAUUCCAUCUGCACAUAGAACUGCUCAUGGGCAAUUGCCUGCUGGUCCAUCGAGGGACACACGUGACAAUGGUGGAAUUGUUCACUCUGCAUCAGCUCCAAACCUCGUUGAGAAUAACCCUGUUGGAGUUUCAAUUUCUGAUUUUCCUCCCGUUUCUGCUGUACAAGUGAGCAAGUUACAACCUACUAGCAGCCAGCCUCCGUUGAAUGUGGAGAAUGUUCAGUCUGCCAACAAGUCCUUGGUUGAAAAGAUUCGCAGUACGCUUGAUUUUGAUGAAGAUAGAUACACUAUAUUUAAAGACAUAUCUGCUCAAUAUCGCCAAGGAACAAUAGAUACUGAUACAUAUGUGGACUAUGUGCAGCAGUUUGGCUUGUUACAUCUUGUACCUGAGUUGGCAAGACUAUGCCCGGAUGCUCGGAAGCAGAGAGAACUUGUGGAGUCUUACAAUGCUGGUUUGCAAAGAAACACUUUUCAAGAAAGUGACGGGGUUUAUGGCAGCGCUAGCACCCAUCACAAGAACGGCAAUGUUGACAAGAAAGGUAAAGGCAAGUCAAUAGAGGUUAAGCGGAAUCACUCCACUGAGAGAUUAGCAGAUAAUUUUUUAAGCACUGUACAUCAACUACAGUCAAAUUAUAAACCUUCAGAAGAGAAGUUGGAGGUGCUAUCAAAAGGUGCUUAUCGCACUGACAAGGGUAAGUUUAAAACUGAGCUGCAGACUAAUACAAACACUAGCAAUCAACACAAGAUUAAGCUUGGUGGGAAGACUGAAACUUCAAACGGCAAUUUAUCUAAUCAGAAUAAAGAGGAUGGGGGUGGUGGGAACAAGCAACGCAAGAAAGCUUCGAAGUUCCUCAGAGUUCGCCUUGGUGAUGGUUCUGCAUCGGCCCUUCUAGAUCUUGAUAACUCACGGACUACAUCUGAUCAUAUAGAAACAGAUGGUUUAGAUGGUAACAAUAAUGAUUCUGGAGUUGGACUGCCUGUGCGCGGUGUUUGGCGGAAGGGGGGAGGUCAAAAACUCUUCCCCUAA
Messenger RNA from Vicia faba (fava bean), 2670 nucleotides. The record is from the annotation of a GenBank genome assembly. Lineage: Eukaryota; Viridiplantae; Streptophyta; Magnoliopsida; Fabales; Fabaceae.